GCAGCCCCUGCCCGAGUUAAAACCGGAGUGUGAGAGAGAAAAGCGCUUCAGUAGCGAGAGGGGCUGAGAAAGUGGUGACACCGCCGGGGUGCGGAGGGAGUCCCUGAAACUUCUCCCAACAGCCCCAGGGCCAAUCUCCCCUCAGCCCACUCCCCUCUUCGCCAGCUCCCAGGUCCCCACUCCCUGCACCGGGGGUGGGGUGGGGAGCCAGGCCCGUCUCCCGCUGGGACACACACAGGGGCCGGGAGCGGGGACGGGACCCCCGAGGCGGGGGGGGACGGACCGACAGACAGACGGCCGGGCGCCCACCCCAGCGGGCAGGCAGGCAGGAGGAGGCGGAGGCGGGGGUACGACGGGGAGGACUGGGUCUGGGGAGUUUCCUCUCAACUAUCGGGGGAGAAACUCCCCGCAGCCAGAGGAAAGACCCAGACGGUGUUUUCCUCCCGGGGGCCGCGCUCCCCCGCCCCGCGUAGCGGCGGUCGCCGCCGCCGCCACCGGCGCCUCCACCUCUACCAUCUCCUCUUUCUCCACCACCUCGGGCCCCGGUGUCCCCGGCCAGCACUAUGCCCAUCUUACUGUUCCUGAUAGACACGUCUGCCUCUAUGAACCAGCGCAGCCAUCUGGGCACCACCUACCUGGACACGGCCAAAGGCGCGGUAGAGACCUUCAUGAAGCUCCGUGCCCGGGACCCUGCCAGCCGAGGAGACAGGUAUAUGCUGGUCACUUUCGAAGAGCCGCCCUAUGCUAUCAAGGCCGGAUGGAAAGAAAACCAUGCAACGUUUAUGAAUGAACUGAAAAACCUUCAGGCUGAAGGACUUACGACUCUUGGCCAAUCCCUAAGGACAGCUUUUGAUUUAUUAAAUUUAAAUAGAUUAGUAACUGGCAUAGACAACUAUGGGCAGGGAAGAAACCCUUUUUUUUUGGAGCCAGCAAUAAUUAUUACAAUUACUGAUGGGAGCAAGUUGACUACUACCAGUGGAGUCCAGGAUGAGCUCCAUUUACCUCUUAAUUCUCCUUUGCCUGGAAGUGAAUUGACCAAGGAACCUUUUCGCUGGGAUCAGAGACUCUUUGCAUUAGUGUUGCGGUUGCCUGGCACCAUGUCAGUAGAAUCAGAACAAUUGACAGGUGUGCCUUUAGAUGACUCUGCAAUCACACCAAUGUGUGAAGUGACAGGCGGCCGCUCAUAUUCUGUAUGUUCUCCAAGAAUGCUGAAUCAGUGUCUGGAGUCCUUGGUGCAGAAAGUGCAAAGUGGGGUAGUGAUAAACUUUGAAAAAGCAGGACCAGAUCCUUCCCCUGUAGAAGAUGGGCAGCCAGAUAUAUCAAGGCCUUUUGGAUCUCAGCCUUGGCAUAGCUGUCACAAACUCAUUUAUGUCAGACCAAAUCCUAAAACGGGGGUUCCUAUAGGUCAUUGGCCUGUUCCAGAAUCUUUUUGGCCAGAUCAGAAUUCUCCAACACUACCACCUCGUACAUCUCACCCUGUGGUGAAGUUUUCCUGUACAGACUGUGAACCGAUGGUUAUUGACAAAUUGCCUUUUGACAAAUACGAGUUAGAACCUUCACCACUAACUCAAUUUAUCUUGGAAAGGAAAUCUCCUCAAACAUGUUGGCAGGUGUAUGUGAGCAAUAGUGCAAAAUAUAGUGAACUUGGUCAUCCCUUUGGUUACUUAAAAGCCAGUACAGCACUGAACUGUGUCAACUUAUUUGUGAUGCCUUAUAAUUACCCAGUCCUCCUCCCCCUUUUAGAUGACUUGUUUAAAGUACAUAAAGCAAAACCAACAUUGAAGUGGAGACAGUCAUUCGAAAAUUAUUUGAAGACAAUGCCUCCCUACUAUCUUGGGCCUUUGAAGAAAGCUGUUAGAAUGAUGGGAGCACCUAACCUAAUAGCAGACAGUAUGGAAUAUGGACUUAGUUACAGUGUCAUUUCAUACCUCAAAAAAUUGAGUCAACAGGCCAAAAUAGAAUCUGAUCGAGUCAUCGGAUCUGUAGGCAAAAAAGUAGUACAGGAAACUGGAAUUAAAGUCCGAAGCCGAUCACAUGGUUUAUCAAUGGCUUAUAGGAAAGAUUUUCAACAGCUGCUUCAAGGAAUUUCAGAGGAUGUUCCUCACCGACUGCUAGACCUUAAUAUGAAAGAAUACACUGGGUUCCAAGUUGCUUUGCUCAAUAAGGAUUUGAAGCCACAGACAUUUAGAAACGCGUAUGACAUACCAAGACGGAAUCUUUUGGAUCACUUAACAAGAAUGAGAUCUAAUCUUUUGAAGAGCACCCGUAGAUUUCUUAAAGGACAGGAUGAAGAUCAAGUACACAGUGUUCCUAUAGCACAAAUGGGGAAUUACCAGGAAUACCUCAAGCAAGUACCUUCUCCACUAAGAGAACUUGAUCCUGAUCAGCCUCGAAGGUUGCAUACAUUUGGCAACCCCUUUAAGCUGGACAAAAAGGGUAUGAUGAUAGAUGAAGCCGAUGAAUUUGUGGCUGGACCUCAAAAUAAACAUAAACGACCUGGAGAACCAAAUAUGCAAGGGAUCCCUAAAAGACGUCGCUGUAUGUCUCCACUGCUAAGAGGCAGACAACAGAAUCCAGUUGUGAACAAUCAUAUUGGAGGAAAAGGACCACCUGUACCUGUGACUCAAGCACAGCCAGAUCUUCUUAAACCCCUUCCUCUUCAUAAAAUUUCAGAAGCCAAUAAUGAUUCGGCAAUAGAUGAUGUGGUUGAAAAUCAUGUUGCAGACCAACUUUCAUCAGAUACUGCACCAAAUGCUAUGGAUACUGAAUUUUCAACAUCUUCUCCAUCCAAUUUACUAGAACGACCAACCAAUCAUACAGAGGCUCUUGGUCAUGAUCAUUUAGGAACUAAUGACCUAGCUGUUGGUGGAUUUUUAGAAAAUCAUGAGGAGCCAAGAGACAAAGAACAAUGUCCUGAAGAGAAUAUGCCAGCAUCUUCACUCAACAAAGGAAAGAAAUUGAUGCAUUGUAGAAGCCAUGAAGAGGUCAACACUGAACUCAAAGCACAAAUAAUGAAAGAAAUCCGGAAGCCAGGAAGAAAAUAUGAAAGAAUCUUCACUUUACUGAAGCAUGUGCAAGGCAGUUUACAGACAAGACUAAUAUUUUUACAAAAUGUCAUUAAAGAAGCAUCAAGGUUUAAAAAACGAAUGCUAAUAGAACAACUGGAGAACUUCUUGGAUGAAAUUCAUCGAAGAGCCAAUCAGAUCAACCAUAUUAAUAGCAAUUAAAAGAAAACAGAAUGUGGCCACUUAUUUCACUGUCUUCUCCAAAUACAAAGUAAAUACAAGACUGUUGUGAUCUUGCAUUCAUUUUUUGACAUGCAUUGUUGGCUAUUUGAAAUACUAAGAGCAAGUCUACAGAUCCUUUUUCCAUCAUUUUACAGUGACCUUUUCUUCAUUUGGUUUAUUUUUGUAAUGUGAAAAAUAUCACUCUAAAAAACAUUUUUAUUUAACAAACUAAAAAUAUUCCUCCAAAUCUCCUGCUUGUUAUUGACUCUUGCGUGUCAAUUUCCCUCAGGUUCUAUUUUCUUAAACCAACCUUUAAAAUUGUCACCUCUGUUAAGGUUGAACUUUGCCAAAAAAAUAAAAAAGAAGUUACUUUGUAAUUUUUGGGGAAAAAAGCACAUACAUUAAAACUAGGUAAUGUUUUGUAUAUACAGUUAUUUUGGAUAUAUUAUUGUAAGUUGUACAAAUGUAUUUUGAAGAAUAUUUAAGAAAAGCACUUUUGUUAUUCCAUCAAUAAAUGCUCUAUUUUACUCUUGUGUGGUUUAGGAAAUAAUCACAUUUAAAGUAAUCAUUUAAAACCAUCUUAAGAUAAUGGAAUUUUAAAGGCCUUGCUUUUUAGCAUUGGAAAAAUACACCACUUGAAGUUCUUAUUUGUUAAACCUAACUGUAAUUACGUGUUACAUGAGCUGCAUUGUCUUUUUACUAUAUGUUCUUAGUUUUUGUUGGCCACACCAACAUACUCCCAUUUCUGCCUAGAUAAUGCAAACGACGAUAUCUGUGGCAGAUAGGCAGACGCUUUAGAAGCUGUUUAAAAAACAGACAUUUUUGGACAUUAUUGGUUUCCUUACUUCCCUUCACCGCCUUUUCCUUUCUCACUAGGAUUGUAGAUGGCAGUGAGUUGAAGCUGUUAGUUAGAGGGUGGUAAGUUUGGGGUACGCCACAUAACUCUGAAAUGUCUAGCCUUUAGCAGCUUUUGCCAUGCUUACAAAAGGCCCACAACAAAUUGGGGGUUCAAAGGGGAUCUCUUUGUUCUGCUCUGCUAGUAUCACACUUAAACUCUCCAUUUUAUUUAGAAGUGAAAUGGAAAGGAAACACAUUUAAGAUGGCUUUGCUCAUUUUGCAUUCUCCCUGAGUUACCCAGGAAAAGGAAAACCCCACAUUAUUCAUGGUCCACCCUCAGUCCAAAAUGGCCUCGUAUGUCCUUACUGAGGAUGUGACCCUAUUACCUGACUCAAUCACCAUUCAUAGAUCACUGCUGUGCCUUGUAGUGCUUUUGGGGUAACCAAGAGAAAAGAAAGUUAAAAUAAAUUUAGAUUAAGAGAGGGCAAAAUAAAUUUAUUAAAUUAUAGUAAAAUUGAAGUAUUUUUAGGUUCAUAAUAUUUGAAAAUCACAUACCCUUAUCUUUUUACACUUUAGCAGAACAUUUUUUAAAUUUCAAGGGUAUAGCAAAAUGAAAUUGUAACUUUUUAUGAAGAAAAGCAUACAUGAAAGUGGAGAACAUGCUUGACAUCUGUUAAUUUAGUCUAGGGGAUUUGACACUCUCCCAAUGCUGAAGACAAACCCUGUCAAGAAAAAGAAACAUUUAGUGUAAUGUUAUAUAGUAUUUUCAUAUGCAAUUCUUUAAACCUUUUUUUACCUCUACAAAAUACCUUUAAGUAAAGCAGAAUAUCAUUUAAUAGAUGGAAUUGUUAAGGUAAUUACCUGCAGCCACAUUGCUAAAUUCAGUAAGAGCUACACAAAAUCCAGAAUAUACUGUCUGGUCUUAAAUUAUGUAUAUUUAGAUUCUGAGAUUAAAAGAAGGGAUUACAAGUCAUUCAGAUGAAAGUUCAUACUUUAUAAGAAUAUUUAGGAAAGGGAUUCAGUCUAUUCCAAUAUUUAGCAGCUUGCUUUAUCAGAAAAUUCUUAUUUCCAUUCCACAGUUGGCUUGUGAGGUAAUAAUCCUUUUGAGCCUUCUCCUUUAAUACAUUUUUGGGGAUGAACCCUGGGGGGAAGUUGGGAAGAAGCGGUUUGUUCAGUCUCCUCUUUUUGUCCAUAAUCUCUCUGCCACUGUACUCUACACCCUCACCCAAAAACCUAGUUAUUAAGUUUGAAACCCAUCGAAACUCAAGCUUAAUAUCCCAUCUCUUGCAGGUUUUUAUGUAGAAGUCUUCUUGUAAGCAAAGGGGCGGGGGUAUAUCUGAGGGAACCAUGUGUCUUUAGGCCCUUUAGUUCACUGGAUGACUUUAGGCUGGACAAAUGAUAUUCUCUAACAGUUUAUUCUUGAGGUUAAGAUCCUUCUUCUUCCUAUAUGUGCCCUGUUUGUCACUUGAUUGAGUCUGUAUAUGCCUGUAUAAGAUUUAUCAGUUUGGUAGAUUGAAGGCUGAGACUCACUUCUGUCUCUUCAAUAUCCCUGUCACCAGAAGAGUAGCCCCAUCCUUUGUGUGAUAGAGGUGAGUACCUCCCAGAAAGAGAGGUAAAGGAAUUCACAAGGACUGUAUUUAGAUGUGCGGCGGAUUAUGGAACUGGCUUUGGAUUAGCCUUGUAUUUUCUUUCUGUUUUCUAAGGCAGUUCUGAAAACUCAUCAUUGAAAUAGUGGUGUGUCCUUUACUAGUUCAGAGAUUUUACGUCAUUUUUUUGCAGUUGAAUUCCCAAAGAGAAAUCAUUCUCUUUUAACUGUCAUCGAUCUUUAUUGGCUAUCAGCUUUUGGCAAUGACCUUUCUGUUCAAGUUUAAUCCUGUCUCUUUUCUUGAAGGAGUAGAACUUGUCAUUUUUUUCAUCUUUCAUUUUUUGACAUGUAUCCUUUCUGAGAGAGAAUUCUUUGUUGCCUGUUCUGAAUGAUAAGUGACGUUUUCAUCUAAUAGAUAGGGGGUUGGGAUGACCAUGGUAAAAUACUAGGAGGAUAUAGUCUGUUGAUGAACUUUUUCUUCCCAAAUAAUUCCAAAAUUAUUUCCUAGUGAAUGAUUAUCUUCAUCCUUUUUGUCACAAAAGUGUUCCUUUGAUUUCUAGCACAAGUUUCAGCAGUAUGCAAAUGAUUCUCAGAUAAAAUGAUGUUGACAGUAUUUUCUUAACAAUUUGUGUAAAACCUAUGCGUAAUUUUCAUUAUUCUAACUUUUGACUUUUUUCCUCUCCAUAAAUAAAAAAAAUGCCUGAUGUUUAUAGUUAAAGUAGAUCCACUUUUGCUUGAUUUUGUUAGUCUUGUUCCAUUCUAUUUCUUUUUUAACACAUUGUUUAGACUUGCCAACAACUCUUUACUGAGAAUCUCUUUUCCUUCCUAGGCUGAUAAAUAAUUGUCAGAGAGCCAGGGCCGGGGAACAUUGAGAGAGAUAAUUUGAAUACGUUAUUCAAUGUUGAUGCUUAAAGGACUUCUUGUCCCACCGAUGUGCCAAGGCUUUGCCUGUGCAAUGCCAUCAUUGGAUUAAGAUUGAGGUUGAACUAUAGUGGGACUUAAAAGACUAGGGCAAACAUUUUAUUUUUGUGUAAUUUCAGCUUGAGAAAAGCUUGAGAAAGGUCAACAGAAAAGCUAUAGAAAUCCAGGUGCAUUCACUAGCAUACUAGGGUUGCUGAGAGUCAGAGGACUACUCGGAUACUCUAUUGGCCUGAAGGAACUAUCUUCUGUCCUACAGUGGCGAGAAAGCUAAGCAACAGCUGGGGAAAAAAGUGAAGAUUUAUCAUUUAGUUUACUUUCAUGAUUUUUCUAAGUCUCCCCAGAAGUAGAAACCUGAAUUAAAAAAAAAAAAAAAUCUACAUCAACUAUAAAUGAGCUGAGAGAAAGAGAGGGCAAAAAACCCCGCAGAGGAUGUUAGUUUCCUUUGUAGUUAUGAAAUAUUCCUCCUUUUCAGGACUCUUGACACAGCAACUGGGAAGCUUCUGAAGCACCAUAGAAACCAGCUAGAAGGAAUGCUUUUAGGCUACAGUGGACAAAUGAGCCUUGUUGCUAGAGAGACAGUGAUAAAUAUUUAAUUUAUAUGAAUUCUAUCAAAAAAUACUGUAAUACCUGUGUUGGGUUCUCUCAGGAAAAAGAUGAAUGGCCGAUCUGCUUUAAAAAUAGGAAUCCGAGACCUUUUCAGUAACAACAGAGCUGCAGGAAAGAUAAAGAAGAAUCCCGUUGCAUUUUCUAUUCAUUUGCUGAAAGUCACUAUUAAAAUCGGAUACAAAGUCCAUUACAUCCCUUGAUUUUUGAAGAAAUAAAAGCAUCCUAAUGAUA
This is a messenger RNA of Equus caballus (horse), 7407 nucleotides long. It is a transcript of the gene INTS6, whose product is annotated as integrator complex subunit 6. The record is from RefSeq and is a predicted model, not a curated record. NCBI's taxonomy places the organism in Eukaryota, Metazoa, Chordata, Mammalia, Perissodactyla, Equidae. Gene Ontology annotation, biological process: snRNA 3'-end processing. Gene Ontology annotation, cellular component: integrator complex.